Molecule: messenger RNA, 540 nt
Organism: Symbiodinium sp. CCMP2592
Lineage: Eukaryota; Dinophyceae; Suessiales; Symbiodiniaceae
Source: the annotation of a GenBank genome assembly
AUGGGCAGUGCCGCAUCUGCACACAAGGGCGCCAUAGCCAGUUCGAGCGCAGAGGAUCUGAAGGAGACGGUCGCAGGAUUUUCGGAAGACGAACGCAAGAAGAUCCUCGAGGCGUUAGCCUCGAUCGAGUCAGGUGCUUCCGCACCAUCACUGGAAGCAAUCGCGGGAUCCUACACAGCGCAUGCCAGCGAUGGCGAUUGGGGCGAAUACAGCAUCGUAGUCAAGGUCAACAAGGACGCCAGCAUGACGAUCGCGACAUCGGCAUGCUUUUUCCGUGAUAGUCCGGAGACUUGUACCAAAGAAGAGGGCACAGGCACGCUUGAUGGCGACAUUCUGGUCUUCACUUCCUCCCAGUUGACGGAAUCCCAAGAGGGAACCGGCGCCAAGGAAGCAUCCACCACAACGAAAACUUCGAAAUCGACGUUCCGAGUUCAGCCGGACGGUGCCCUGGCGAAACUGGAUGCUGAUGGUGCAGUGGCGAAGAUCCAAGGAGGUUAUGGCGGUGAGCCUCAACCAGCCAUUCUUGCAAGACAGUCGUGA